CCAUUCCGUAUUGCUCAUCAAAACCUUCCGAAUAAAAGAUAAAGGAUUUUAAAAUUGCAAUAAUUGUUUUGUUUAAUUUUAAUUCGAUUAAUUCAGUAAUGCUGAUAAAUUGCAGCUAAAUAUUGUUUGGUUAAUUUCAGUGAGAAACCCGCAGCCUUUAACAACAAGUGUUUGGUUAAUUUCAGUGAGAAACCCGCAGCCUUUAACAACAAGUGUUUGGUUAAUUUCAGUGAGAAACCCGCAGCCUUUAACAACAAGUGUUUGGUUAAUUUCAGUGAGAAACCCGCAGCCUUUAACAACAAGUGUUUGGUUUUGAUUGGAAAGUUUUAUCGAGAUCUUCUGGAGCUUGGUGUUGGUGGGCGACAGAUUGACAUUAACGGUUUGCUGCCACUCGUCCAGGGCUGUCAGCGGCUUCAGUUGCUCGAGUUGGAUCACAUGUGUGAACUGAACGACGACGACGCGACCGCUCUGUGUCGAUCCGGACUCAACAACCUGUCUGUCCUUGAACUUAACGGGACUCCGGUUACACCUCGAGCCAUUCAAGUCAUCUACAAAUCAUGCCGUCAUUUGAAGAAAAUUCUCAUCGUGUUGAGUUUCGCCGAUUAUUAUGAUGAUCCGAAAAACAAGAACCAGAGAAAGGAGUAUUCCAAGAAAACCCAGGCUUUGCAGGCUCUCCAGAGUAAAGCAGGACUUGGACACAUUCUGAAGAUUGACGUCGCUCCUCUUCCAUAGGAACCGGAAAAUCCAUGAUGUGCCUGAAAGACCUGGAGCCUCGUUGACAAAACUCCUCUCAAACAAUGUCAUGUCUCUCGUGUCCUCUCAAACAACAUCACGUCUUUCGAGUCCUCUCAAACAACGUCACGUCUCUCGAGUCCUCUCAAACAACGUCACGUCUCUCGAGUUUUCUCAAGCAACGCCACGUCUCUCGAGUCUUCUCAAGCAACGUCACGUCUCUCGAGUCAUCUCAAACAACGUCAUGUCUCUCGCGUCAUCUCAAACGUCAUGUCUCUCGAGUCCUCUCAAACAACAUCACAUUGUUCCUGGAAGUGUUCAUGCAUCGCACGGGAAGAUCACAACAUUACAAGCGUGAAGUGAAUUGGGCGACUCUCUCAUGUCUACCAAGUGCUGGCCCUGGUCACUACUCUGUCUCUGUAAAAGCAUCCUGACUGACAAAGAUGGUGGUAUCUGAUUUAUCAAGUGUAGUAGAGUUUGAUCAAUACUUUCACUUCAGAAGACAUUAAUUUGUGGAGGACAUAUUACAAGAUAGCUCAGCAGACAGUAGCCAUGGAUUUGGCCUUGUUAUUCAGCCUCAUAUCAACAGGAGGAAUUCUGCAGUUUCACCAUUCAUCAUCGCCAGAGUUGUUAUGUCUUAUGUUACAAUAUACCCGGUACCUCUUUACAAGUGGAUACCUAUUGUAUAUUAAGUAUAGACCAUGAUAUUAUACCCCUCUACAAGUUGAUACCUAAUGUAUAUCAAGUAUAGAUCAUGAUAUUAUACCCCUCUACAAGUUGAUACCUAAUGUUUAUCAAGUAUAGACCACAGUAUUAUACCCAUCUACAAGUUGACCUCUGAAUUACAAAGGUGUAGACCAUAAUUCAUAUACCCCUCUACAAGAUGCUAUCUUAUUUUAUCAAAGGUGUAGACCAUAGUACACAUACCCUUCUACAAGAUUCCAUCUUAUUUUACCAAAUGUAGACCAUAGUACAUAUACCUUCUACAGGAUGCCAUCUUAUUUUACCAAGUGUAGACCAUAGUUCAUAUACCUUCUACAAGAUGCUAUCUUAUUUUACCAAGUGUAGACCAUAGUACAUAUACCCUUCUACAAGAUGCCAUCUUAUUUUACCAAAUGUAGACCAUAGUUCAUAUACCUUCUACAAGAUGCCAUCUUAUUUUACCAAGUGUAGACCAUAGUUCAUAUACCUUCUACAAGAUGCCAUCUUAUUUUACCAAAUGUAGACCAUAGUUCAUAUACCUUCUACAAGAUGCCAUCUUAUUUUACCAAAUGUAGACCAUAGUUCAUAUACCUUCUACAAGAUGCCAUCUUAUUUUACCAAAUGUAGACCAUAGUUCAUAUACCUUCUACAAGAUGCCAUCUUAUUUUACCAACUGUAGACAUCUUAUUUUACCAAGUGUAGACCAUAGUUCAUAUACCUUCUACAAGAUGCUCUCUUAUUUUACCAAGUGUAGACCAUAGUUCAUCUACCCUUCUACAAGAUGCCGUCUUAUUUUACCAAGUGUAGACCAUAGUUCAUAUACCUUCUACAAGAUGCUGUCUUAUUUUACCAAGUGUAGACCAUAGUUCAUAUACCCUUCUACAAGAUGCUAUCUUAUUUUACCAAAUGUAGACCAUAGUUCAUAUACCCUUCUACAAGAUGCUAUCUUAUUUUACCAAAUGUAGACCAUAGUUCAUAUACCUUCUACAAGAUGCUAUCUUAUUUUACCAAAUGUAGACCAUAGUACAUAUACCUUCUACAAGAUGCUAUCUUAUUUUACCAAAUGUAGACCAUAGUUCAUAUACCUUCUACAAGAUGCUAUCUUAUUUUACCAAGUGUAGACCGUAGUUCAUAUACCUUCUACAAGAUGCUAUCUUAUUUUACCAAGUGUAGACCAUAGUACAUAGACCUUCUAC
Molecule: messenger RNA, 2630 nt
Organism: Gigantopelta aegis
Lineage: Eukaryota; Metazoa; Mollusca; Gastropoda; Neomphalida; Peltospiridae
Product: F-box only protein 41-like
Exons: 4
Coding region: 436-732 (98 amino acids)
Biological process (GO): regulation of double-strand break repair via homologous recombination; regulation of neuron projection development; regulation of DNA strand resection involved in replication fork processing
Cellular component (GO): centriolar satellite
Source: RefSeq, a predicted model, not a curated record